GCCAACAUAGUGCUGCGCAGGAUCAUCUUCCUGGCGCUGGUGUGCAUCAGGCGCAAGGUGCACUUCGUCGUUGCGAACCCGUGCCAGUCAGCGCUGUGGUCAUUUCCUUUGUGGCGCGCGCUGUGUCGGGAGCACCGCAUCAGAGUUGGACAGGACGCAAUGUGCAACUAUGCUGCAGGUGAGAUGGAACUCGCCGAGCGCAUGCCAGUGAGGUUUGCUGGUUCCCCGUGGUGGGUGGCGCUCUGCGGCAGCACGUGCAAGCACUCCGACGACCACCUGAACCCCGAGGUCCGCACCAAUGGCGCUGUGAUGCGCGUGGGCUCUGCAGAGAGCAAGAAGUUCCCGUUCAGGUGGACAUCGAUGUUCUAUGAUAUCUUCGCAAAGUACAGGUCCCAGCAGGAGCCGUACAGAUUCGCGGCACCUGCGUUUCUCGGUGCUGAGAACGACUCCGACUUCACCAAGGGCUUGAAGUGGCUCGAGGAACAACGGCCGCCCUCGCCAGAGCGAGAUCCUGUGGAAGAGCUGUCGUCCGUCAGCGACAAGGCCGACCCCAUUGAGAUGCUCAGCGACGAUGCCGAGGUCGAGCCGUCCAAUAUGAAGGGCGCAGCCACUCGCGGCGACGACGGCGAGAAGCACGGCGAGAGCAGCAGCGAGACGGACUCCGCUGUCAGGCAGGUGCGGCAGUUCGAAGCCGACGAGAAGCUCGCGCAGAGCUUCAUCGAGGGCGGCAAU
Prorocentrum cordatum is the source of this 732-nucleotide messenger RNA. Lineage: Eukaryota; Dinophyceae; Prorocentrales; Prorocentraceae. The record is from the annotation of a GenBank genome assembly.